AUGGCCUCGAACCUGCCCCUCUCCUCUAUCGUCUGGAUAUCCGCCUUUAGUAGCAUCAUCUUCGUCGGACAUGAGAUUGGAAGGCUCGUGGUAAUUCGACCUGCUUUCAGCUUCAGGCGUUUCAACCUGUCAAGUCGUGAGCGGCAGAUCCACGGCAUGCAUGAUGCUGAUCCGCUCUCAAUCACCGGUCGCACACAAGCAGCGUAG
Messenger RNA from Dibothriocephalus latus, 207 nucleotides. The record is from the annotation of a GenBank genome assembly. NCBI's taxonomy places the organism in Eukaryota, Metazoa, Platyhelminthes, Cestoda, Diphyllobothriidea, Diphyllobothriidae.